Messenger RNA from Harmonia axyridis, 456 nucleotides. RefSeq names its product E3 ubiquitin-protein ligase TRAIP-like. Lineage: Eukaryota; Metazoa; Arthropoda; Insecta; Coleoptera; Coccinellidae. The record is from RefSeq and is a predicted model, not a curated record. Bases 1 to 456 code for a protein of 151 amino acids. Gene Ontology annotation, biological process: protein ubiquitination. Gene Ontology annotation, molecular function: ubiquitin protein ligase activity. The transcript has a single exon.
AUGUAUUCUAUAUGGAAUAAUAAUAAUCAAGUUGUAUCUUUAUUUUCUAGAAGCAUAACAUUCAUAGAAUCAUGCAGCAUAUGCUUAGCUGAUUUGAAUGGAAAUAUAUGCUUGACCAAAUGCAAGCACACUUUCCAUAGAAGGUGCUUGCAUAAGUGGCUUCGCACAUUUCCUGGGACCUUCUGUCCAAAGUGCAGGGAACCUCUGACGUUGCCCUUAUCUUACGAGCAAAUUAAAGAUGUGUACACUUUUAAACUUGGUGGGUUAGACAGUGACGAAACAGAAACAGACACGGCUGAAGAAUCUUACACAGACAAAGAUGAGGAAUCACACGAAGAAUCAGAAGAUCUAGAUGCUAUUAACGAUAAUGUCAUUGUCGCAGACAAUGCCACUACACAAGGUAAUGGCCCUCCAUUAUUCAUUAUUAUCACUGAAGUUGAGGAAUCAGAUGAAUAA